AUGUAUCCGCGACUCACAACAGUUUUCCGGAAGACCCCCGGAGGCAGCAACAAAGAGGAGCAAAUUAAACGUCCUAAUGCAGCCUCUAAGAGUGCUGAAAAACGGAGUCCUACUAAGCUGGACCGACGUCUAAGCGUACUGGUUAAGUGCAAAAGACCCACCGACGCUGCUGAAUACCACUCAGAUGACGACCUCAAAGAGCAGGAAGCCCCGACGAUCAAGCAAACAGUACACUCUAGUGUGCUGACAGAAAGACUAGUGGUUGUUGAGGGUUUAAACGGACAUCACGAGCUUCGUUAUGAAGCUGUUCACAUCACCAAAUACAAAACAUCGUCUAAAGUGAAAAAUGGAUUGGCCCCACGACGCGGAAUUGUUUGCGAUGAGGCUAUUGCCAAAAGCCAUGUCGAGGCUGCGCAAAAGCGUGAGGUGAUGCGUACGACGCGUGACAAGUUGCUGUCAAAGCACAAGUUGUUGAGUGCUGGUGCUCCAAAAGACGACGUGCACCGUGCUAUUCAAGAGUAG
Molecule: messenger RNA, 522 nt
Organism: Phytophthora nicotianae INRA-310
Lineage: Eukaryota; Oomycota; Peronosporomycetes; Peronosporales; Peronosporaceae
Exons: 1
Coding region: 1-522 (173 amino acids)
Source: RefSeq, a predicted model, not a curated record